CGCAGCCCUCCUCUCGGAUGCGCCCUCCCUCGCAUUCACUUGCAAAUCGCUGUGUGCUGGCAGGAGCCGGCACUUCCAGUCUCUAACCUUCCCAUGGCGAGUGCUGCAGCUCCAUCAGCAGAACCUUUCUCUCCGUGUGAGGAAGGGCUUUCCCCCCUCUUUCCUUUUUUUUCCCCCCUCUUCCUUAAUCAGAAUCACUGAAUGAAAGCCAAUCAGAGGGAGCGAGUUCGCCCCCGUUUUCUUUGGUUCCCUGCCGUCCAGAGUUAAAAGUGACGCUGAGAGAAAGCUUGAGUUAGACCGAAGUAGAAUCAGUGAGAGAAAAUAACAGCAGAAAACAAACAAAAAGGGGACAGGGUGACAAUCUCUUCAGGGUUAUUUGGCUGGAACCAACUUCCGUUUCCCAGAAGCUGAUGAAACAAGCUCUUGGACAUGUGCACAGCAUUAAUGAAAUGUUGGAAGCCAGUUGAGAUCUGAUACCAUAAACAGGACAACAUUUUCAUCAUCUACAGUGGAAUACUUCAAGAAGUGAACUAUGACAGUCUAUCAGUUCUUGAGACUGUUCAUUUUCUGGGCAUUCCUUUCCCCCUUCUGCUCUCCAGAGUUAACGUUCAGAAGGACUCCUGGGCCUGAGAAAAUGACUGGAGAAUCCCGUAUCAGAAAGAAUGAUGGUAAAAUCCUGCACCGUCAAAAACGAGGCUGGAUGUGGAACCAGUUUUUCUUACUGGAAGAGUAUACAGGUUCUGAUUAUCAGUAUGUAGGCAAGCUCCAUUCAGACCAAGAUAAAGGAGAUGGAUCACUGAAAUAUAUUUUAUCUGGAGACGGAGCUGGUACUCUUUUCAUUAUUGAUGAAAAAACAGGUGAUAUUCAUGCCACAAGAAGAAUUGAUAGGGAAGAAAAGGCCUUUUAUACUCUACGUGCACAAGCUAUUAACAGAAGAACUCUGAGGCCAGUAGAACCAGAGUCUGAAUUUGUGAUCAAAAUCCAUGAUAUCAAUGACAAUGAGCCAACAUUCCCAGAAGAAACUUAUACAGCUAGUGUUCCUGAAAUGUCUGUAGUAGGUACUUCUGUGGUGCAAGUCACAGCUACAGAUGCCGAUGACCCUUCAUAUGGAAACAGUGCCAGAGUCAUCUACAGCAUACUUCAAGGGCAGCCUUAUUUCUCUGUGGAGCCAGAAACAGGUAUCAUCAGGACAGCUCUGCCAAACAUGAACAGAGAGAACAGGGAACAAUACCAGGUGGUCAUUCAAGCCAAAGACAUGGGUGGCCAGAUGGGGGGUUUGUCCGGAACCACCACAGUGAACAUCACGCUAACAGAUGUCAAUGACAACCCACCUCGCUUUCCCCAGAACAACAUUCAUCUUCGAGUUCUUGAAUCUUCCCCAGUUGGCACAGCUGUAGGAAGUGUAAAGGCAACCGAUGCUGACACGGGGAAAAACGCUGAAGUAGAUUACCAUAUUAUUGAUGGAGAUGGGACAGAUAUGUUUGACAUUAUAACUGAGAAGGACACACAGGAAGGCAUCAUCACUGUGAAAAAGCCACUUGACUAUGAGAGCCGAAGACUUUACACUCUGAAGGUGGAGGCAGAAAAUACCCAUGUGGAUCCACGUUUUUAUUACCUAGGGCCAUUCAAAGAUACUACAAUGGUGAAAAUCUCCAUAGAAGAUGUGGACGAGCCUCCUAUUUUCAGUAGAUCCUCCUAUCUGUUUGAGGUUCAUGAGGAUAUUGAAGUGGGCACAAUCAUUGGCACUGUAAUGGCAAGAGACCCAGACUCGGCUUCCAGUCCUAUCAGAUUUACUUUGGAUCGCCAUACCGACCUUGACAGGAUCUUUAACAUUCACUCUGGGAAUGGAUCACUUUACACGUCAAAGCCCCUUGAUCGGGAACUAUCUCAAUGGCACAAUCUUACCGUUAUAGCCGCCGAGAUCAAUAAUCCUAAAGAGACAACUCGUGUGUCUGUUUUUGUAAGGAUUUUGGAUGUUAAUGACAAUGCUCCCCAAUUCGCUGUGUUUUAUGACACAUUUGUAUGUGAAAAUGCCAGGCCAGGACAGCUAAUCCAGACCAUAAGUGCAGUUGACAAAGAUGACCCAUUAGGUGGACAGAAGUUUUUCUUCAGUUUGGCUGCUGUCAAUCCCAACUUCACAGUACAAGAUAAUGAAGAUAAUACUGCCAGAAUUUUAACCAGAAAAAAUGGCUUCAACCGUCACGAGAUAAGCACCUAUCUACUGCCGGUGGUGAUAUCUGAUAAUGACUACCCAAUUCAGAGCAGCACUGGCACACUGACCAUCCGUGUGUGUGCCUGUGACAGCCAAGGCAACAUGCAGUCCUGCAGUGCGGAAGCCCUGCUCCUCCCUGCUGGCCUCAGCACUGGCGCUUUGAUAGCCAUUCUUCUCUGCAUCAUUAUUCUACUGGUUAUAGUAGUCCUCUUUGCAGCCCUGAAAAGGCAACGGAAGAAAGAGCCUCUGAUUUUAUCCAAAGAAGACAUCAGAGACAACAUUGUGAGCUAUAACGACGAAGGUGGCGGAGAGGAAGACACGCAGGCCUUUGAUAUUGGUACCCUGAGGAACCCUGCAGCUAUCGAGGAGAAAAAGCUCCGUCGAGAUAUAAUUCCUGAAACCUUAUUUAUACCACGGAGGACUCCUACAGCCCCGGAUAAUACGGAUGUUCGGGAUUUCAUUAACGAGCGGCUCAAAGAGCAUGACCUGGACCCCACUGCACCUCCUUACGACUCUCUGGCUACCUAUGCCUAUGAAGGAAACGACUCCAUUGCUGAAUCCCUGAGCUCAUUAGAAUCAGGUACCACUGAAGGAGACCAAAACUACGAUUACCUCCGAGAAUGGGGACCUCGGUUUAAUAAACUAGCAGAAAUGUAUGGUGGUGGUGAGAGCGACAAAGACGCUUAGUCUGCCACCUGAGUUAUGUUCAACGAGAGAAAGUAACUUAACGGACGUUGUCUCCACUUCACAAUAUUUGAUAUUCAGGAGAAUUUGUUUCCUGCCACUCAGCACAAGUUCCCACUUAUUUCUUAAUUUGUUCAUUAAUUAUAUUAAUUCUUUCCUGUAGGAUGUCUCAUGGAAUAUAUACAAAAUUUUAUUUAAUCACUUCCAAGAGCCAAAGCUAUGGAAAUUCAAUGUUGUCCAUCUUAGUUAAAAAAAAAAAAAAAAAAACCUGAACAGGAUAGUGCUCCCUUAAGCAACCUCACGAACAAGCCGCUUCUCCUAGAUACACGUCUUGCCCUGCAAAUGAAGCUUUGAAAAGACGAAGAAAACAUUUAAGAUAUAUCCUGUUCUGUACAUUAAGUUAAAAAUGUACAUGUGGUGUUAGUAGGUGUGAUAUGCAGCCUGGUAUACAAGCAUUUGUGCAAUUUCAUUUCAUCAAAUUCUAUCUGCUAAUGUUUUAUAUUUAUAUUUUUGUAUUUAUUUUUAAAAAAAAUAAACCAGUUUUUACAACUACUUUGUCUCUAGCUUUUCUUUUCCUUAGGAGCAAAUUCUCCAUAAGUUAUCUUCUUACCAAAUCAAAUUUAAUGCACAUGAGAAGAAAAUCACAUUAUGAGCAAUCUUGAAAGCCCUGACCAAAAUGAUAUCACAGGUAAGGACUGCUCUUCUGCAAUAAUGAUUACAC
Messenger RNA from Acomys russatus (golden spiny mouse), 3617 nucleotides. RefSeq names its product cadherin 10 (gene Cdh10). The transcript is spliced from 12 exons. Gene Ontology annotation, molecular function: calcium ion binding; cadherin binding. The record is from RefSeq and is a predicted model, not a curated record. The coding region runs from base 533 to 2899 and encodes 788 amino acids. Gene Ontology annotation, cellular component: adherens junction; catenin complex; plasma membrane. Lineage: Eukaryota; Metazoa; Chordata; Mammalia; Rodentia; Muridae. Gene Ontology annotation, biological process: adherens junction organization; cell-cell junction assembly; cell morphogenesis.